This is a messenger RNA of Plodia interpunctella (Indianmeal moth), 2259 nucleotides long. RefSeq lists its product as uncharacterized. The record is from RefSeq and is a predicted model, not a curated record. The transcript is spliced from 5 exons. The coding region runs from base 200 to 1621 and encodes 473 amino acids. NCBI's taxonomy places the organism in Eukaryota, Metazoa, Arthropoda, Insecta, Lepidoptera, Pyralidae.
AAUGCGAAUGCGAAAACCGCCGUUUCGCCGCCGCCGGUUAACCGUACCUGCCUGCCUAGGCCCAGAAGGGUUAAGGUUGACUUGAUCGUUUUAGUUUGAUUUUUUGUUUGUUGUUUAGUUUUAUAUAUAUAUUUUAAUAUAGGUACUUCGCUGAAUUUGAUAUUUCUGUGUCUGGCUGUCUGUUAAUAACUCCCAUAAAAUGAUCAAUAUACCAGACAACGUUCGUCAAGACAUAAUGAGAUUGGUGCCAUCAAGUAUUUUCAACGAAAUCAGCUGUUUUGUUUACUACGAUAAUCACCCAAGGGACGAUAAAUUCAUCGACAUUACGGUUUGUACAAAAAGUGGAGAAGUUAAAGAAUUCCACCAAAGGGAGUUGGUCAGUGAGGUAUAUCUUGAAUGCCCUGCAAUAGCUACAGAAAUUAAAAUUAUGAGGAACAGCGAAUGCAAACUCUUUUACGUGAUAACUGCUGAUGAUAACCUUAUAAUAUUAUCUAGGAGGGAUAAGCUGUGUAUUCAUCGUCUAGUGGAUAAUGUGGAAAGAUAUGAUAUUGAAGAUUCACUUUGCCAGGGCGAAGCUUUUUUAAAAAUAGUCAGAAAAGAUGAUGCAGUUCCUUUAAUUUUUGAUGAUAAUUAUGAAAGUCUUGGUGAUAAAGCCCAGCUAUUGUCUAGCAUUAGAGUUGAAGAAACUCCUCCUGUACUAAUGGACCUCAAACGAAAAUUAGUUGAGGCUAAAUACAGUGUUAAAUGUAAUGAGAGUACUUACAGGGAAUAUUUGAAUUUAAGACAGCUUGCUGCUUUUUCUAUGUACCGAAAAAUUCACCCUAACUUGGAUGAAUCUGUUUUUAAAAGUGGCUCUAAAGAAAUGGCAGGUGCUUUGAAAAUUAAAACACAUAAUCCUUGGGUUAAGCUAUGUAAUGAGAAAGUAGUCAUUGCUUUUAAUAUUAUCAAUGAAAAUGAGCAGUUGCUAGAAGAUGUACACAUACUACUUCAUGUUAAAAACAAAUCUUCAAUAGUAUACAGGACAAGAUUGUUUGAGAGACUACCAUCAUCUCCAUAUUGGAAAGAAAGAGACAGUUACACUAUUGAAGAGACAGAAGUAGCCAUUACUGCAGUUGUUGAUUUGAAAGAAAUAAAGGAGACUGUUUUGAGCAGAGUGGAUUUUACUGGUGUGCUUGUUUACCAAAGAGGUGGACAAGAAUUUUUGUUGCCAUUUGAUAAUACAGCAUUAUCAGCAAAUGACACUAUGGGAGAAGAAUUUGAUGUCUUAUCUAGUGGAGUAAUAGACGAGCAAACAAUCCUAGCAAUAUUGGCUACAACUGAAAAAACAAGUCUCAUUUUACGGCACAUUAGGAAAGAAGACGAGUCUCUAUUGGAUAUUCCUGCAGUACUAGCUUCCCAUUUACACAUGCAGCAAAAUGGGACAAAUGUCAUUGUGAACAGAACUUCGCCAUAUCAUCCUUUGAAUGGAAUUAUGUGCGUUUUUUCUGAGCCCAAAGAUCCACUGAAAAGUUGUUAUGACUUGAGCAUUCAUACAAGGUAUAAUACUGUCAAUAAUUUUCAUUAUUGUGUUCAUCAUCUUCUAACCCACAAAGCAUGUAGAAUAUGUAAAUUUGGCCUUUGAGUUUCGCGACUCUUACUUCUGUCUGCUGAAAGGAUACCUUCUCAAGUGCUGUCAUUCAUCCACUUCGUCCAUGACGCUGUACCACACAAGAUAAUCAUCACAUGUGUGAACCAUAAAGUAAUAUGUAAAACAAAGGAAUAUAACCAGUAUAAUGAAAAACUGUCAAAUAUACCUCCAAAAGUGGACUAUACCGAUUAUGCAUAUGCUAUGUUGAAUGAAACUGCUCUACUCAAAGAACAUCUGGAUUUGUGUAUGGUAAAUAUGAACAAUAGUAAAGUAGCAGAAAUAAGUAGAAAAAUUGGUACGGAAAUAGAUUUGUAUGCUGCAGGAAUGACUACUUAUUUAGAUUUUAGAAAUGAAAUGUUAAUGGAAGAGUCUAGAGGUAUAAAGAAUUUGGAUAUUAAUGAUUUCGAAAACGGUGACUGUUGAUUGUUUUUUUAUUAUUUUUAUCAUUAUAAUAUCUAAGGUUUGUUAUUUUAGAAAGAGCUUCAUUUAUUAGUCAAGUAAUAAGGAACUUGCAUAUCAACAAUAGGAUCUUCCUUUAUGACGUGCAAGCUCAUAUUACUUGACUUUUAUUUUCGAGUGGUAAUGCAUGCAACGAAACUGUGAUAUUUAAAGAAUAAAACUUGAUAUUUGAA